Molecule: messenger RNA, 613 nt
Organism: Caenorhabditis elegans
Lineage: Eukaryota; Metazoa; Nematoda; Chromadorea; Rhabditida; Rhabditidae
Gene: C27F2.6
Product: Potassium channel domain-containing protein
Exons: 3
Coding region: 50-547 (165 amino acids)
Source: RefSeq, marked reviewed
GUUUUCGUAAUCACAUGAAACAUUUUGUUCAGUUGAUUCUAAAAUUGGAAUGUAUACGGACACGAGUUUCUGGCUACUCGCGAGUAAUUCACUCCAACGUGAUAAUUUGAUAUUCCUAUCUUCACUUCUUCUCUGCUCAAUAUCUCUUCUGAGUUCCAGUGCACUUUUCUCUUCAAUUGAGAAUAUUUCAUAUCAAAGUUCCGCUUAUUUCGGAUUUAUGACUAUUUUUGGAAUUAGUUUCGGAGAUAUUGUUCCUACAAAUUUAGUAUGGUUCAGUGGAUAUUGUUUGUUCUUCUUAAUUUCUGACGUGCUGUCAAAUCAUAUUUUUUACUUUUUCCAGGCAAGGGUUCGAUACUUCUUCCAUAUUCUCGCUCGAAAAAUUUUGUUAUUGAGAGAAGAAGAUGACGGAUUUCAAUUGGAAACUACAGUAUCCCUGCAACAUAUUCCAAUUAUUAACAGCCAAUGCAUGCCUAGCUUGGUUCUGGACUGCGAAAAGGAAGAAUUGGACAAUGACGAGAAGCUGAUUUCAUCUCUCACAAGUACAUGAGAAUCCAACAGUUAACUGAACUAUUGAUGCAUUGAAAUUUUACAAUCAAUAAAAAUAUUUUUUGUU